CUGUACACACUCAAAAAUACUCUUACGUCUACCUAAUGUUGUGGGUUGCCAGUGAUGCAUAAGGGUGGAGUAGUAGUUUAUAAAAUAUCUACAACCUGAAUGAUAUUCACCACUUUUCAACGAGUUAUCCAACUGUCGUAAAACUAACGCGCCGAGCAUGAGUACGGCAGCGACGUCAUUUUACGACCAGUUCACCCUCUUCAUCGUGUGUUUUUAUAACAUUCUUUGUGCACAACUGUCCUUUAAAUAAUCUGGAUAACGUGACAGUUUGAAGUUUCUAAACAACACAUGCAGUCGUUUUUCCGCCUGGUGUUUAAUUUCCACGGAACCAAAGCCACGUUGUUCCUCGUGAAGCUCAAGUUAAAGUAAGCGCAACAUGGCAUCUCGCUUCCUCAAGUAUGCAGUGCUACUUCAGAAGUACAGAACCGGAGUGCUGGUAGCAAGCUGCGGUGGCGUCUUUGCAGCCAACAUGUUCUACCACGUCUUCCCUGACCUGUCGUACCGCCAGCUCUACCAGGCCUGGUACAAAGGCGAGCCGGUCACCCUGUCUGACAAGCUAGAGGUCCUUUUCCAGCAGGUGCUGAAGGACUACAGUGUCGAGCCAUCCAAGCAGUUCUCUGCUUUCGCCUCCUUUGGUUUCCACCCAGUCAGCGCUGGCGUCCCUUGGCUCCCUGCAGGGGCUCAAAUUGGCAUCCCGGCAAACUUUAACAGCACGGCCGCUGACCACGGUGGCAUCACCAACCGGACUAUUUUCAUUAAUGGUAAAACAGUAGAGUGGGACAGUGAGCCGGGCACGGCUCUCAAAGAGUCACUGGUGUUCUCCCCCCAAGCACAGAAAUUCGCCAUCGCCCGGGAAGUGGCCCGUUUGCAGUCGGGUGCACCCGUCGUGAGUGCCGCAGUCGCCCCCUUGUGCCUGGGUGGGGUCUGGGUGUACAGUGUGGUGCUGAAGCAAGUGUUCGGGGUCCACGCUGGGCCCGCUUUGCUGCGUGGAGCUGCGAACCUCGCGGCGCUGGGGCUCGGCGCCGUGUCCUACUUCCUCACCUCGGACGCCGUUACCCAGUGGUCUGAUUACAGCUCGGACCGGCGGGCCGCCGAGGUGUCCCGCGACUACGCCAAGGGCGGGCUAGAGUUUUACGACAAGAUUCUGUCGAGAAACAAGACGCUGCGCUCACUCAUGGGACGGAAAGGGGAGGAGAUUUAUGCGCCCAGUGGGAACUUGUUUCCUGCGAACAUCCUUCAGCUGAAGCAUACACCGUAUACCUCGAGGAGGGAGGGCAUCCUCACUCUGAUUAACAAGGACAAGAUUUAAAUUUAUUACAUUGUGUAGGUUGCACAUAUUUUAACAGUAAUGUCGAGUUCAAAUACUGCAAAUAUAAUAUAUAGUUAUGGAAAGUUGUUUGUGCAUUUGUUUGAUAUGCAUAAUGGCAAGCUGAAGGACCGUGGAACGAGUACUUUCUUAAUCGUUACUAACGUUGUAAUACAAUGACCGCGAGUAAGGCACACUAAUUCUACUUGAGUCCUAAAGUGUUUUAUUGGUAAUAGUACACGCCUAAUUUACAUCCUGCCUUUCCUGUUUUAGAAAAAUCUACAGUCGAUCCCAGUUCACCAAAGUAGGGUACACCCAUACUGAUUUUGAACAUUUUCUUUUCCUUUCAGCUUGUCCCGUUAGGGGUCUCCACAGCGUAUCAUUUUUUUUCCCCAUCGAAGCCUAUCUCGUGCAUCUUCCUCUCUAACACCCACUGUCCUCACCACAUCCAUAAACCUUCUCUUUGGUCUUUCUCUUGCUCUUUUGCCUGGCAGAGAUCCAUCCUCAGCACAUUUCUACAACAUACUCACUCCCUCACCUCUGAACAUGUCCAAAACAUUGAAGUCUGCUCUCUCGAACCUUGUCUCCAAAACAUCCAACAUUGUCCCUCGAAUGAGCUCAUUUCUAAUCCUAUCCAACAUGCUCACUCCGAGCAAGAACCUCAACAUCUUCAUUUCUGCCACCUCCAGUUUUGCUUCAGUGCCAACGUCUCUAAUCCGUACAUCAUGGCUGGCCUCACCAUUCUUUUAUAAACUUUUCCCUUCAUCCUAGCAGAGACUCUUCUGUCACAUAGAACACCAGACACCUUCCGCCAGGUGUCCCACCCCGCUUGCACCCGUUUCUUCACUUUGUGACCACACUCCAUUGCUCUGUAUUGUUGACCCCAAGUAUUUGAAGUCAUCCACCCUCGCUAUCUCUUCUCCCUGGAGCUUCACUCUUCCUCCUCCGCCCCUCUCAUUCACGCACAUAUAUUCUGUUUUACUUCGGGUAAUCUUCAUUCCUCUCCUUUCCAUUGCGUGCCUCCAUCUUUCCAAUUUUUCCUCCACCUGCUCCCUGCUUUCACUGCAACAAGGUAGUUGUAGGUUGUGACCAAAUAAUGUACUGGAGCGACCAACUCAAAAAGUACGUUGCACCACUGCAAGAAAUUUGUGUCGAGACCUGUUACGUGUCCAUCCAUCCAUCCAUUCAUUUGCUUAGCCGCUUAUCCUCAUGAGGGUCGCAGGAGUGUUGGAGCUUAUCCCAGCUGUCAAUGGGCAGGAGGCGGGGUACCCACUGAACUGGUUGCCAGCCAAUUGCAGGGCACAUAGAGACAAACAUUGACAGUCACAAACACACCUUGGGGCAAUUUAGAGUAUCCAAUUAAUGUUGCAUGUUUUUGGGAUGAAAAUGAAUGAGUAUGUGGGCGCGAAUUUGCAAUUACAGAAGUUUACUGUAUGUUUUUGUGUAUAACGUACAAAGCAAGGGCACCAUACCUUAAUGGAAAAGACCGCUAAUGCAAUAUAUUCUCUU
Molecule: messenger RNA, 2815 nt
Organism: Syngnathoides biaculeatus (alligator pipefish)
Lineage: Eukaryota; Metazoa; Chordata; Actinopteri; Syngnathiformes; Syngnathidae
Gene: tmem177
Product: transmembrane protein 177
Exons: 3
Coding region: 377-1309 (310 amino acids)
Source: RefSeq, a predicted model, not a curated record